UAAUAAAUAUGUAACAUUAAUAAAAUUCAUAAAUCUUACAGUUUUAAACAAUUUCGAGACUUCUUGAGGAAUCUUAAGAAAUCUAUAUAAAAAGAAAAAAAAUGUAUUUAUUCAAUGCUGAUAUAAUUAUAUUCGAUAUUAAAUUUACAUGCUUAACGAAUGCGGAAGUUUAAUGAUAAGAGAAGUGUUGAGGUUUUUUAGUCAUCCAGCUCCAAGCGUAAGGAUAGCCGGAAAAGAGAUUCAGAUAAAGCGCGAGAUCCUCUAGAAAUCUCUAGAUUGUUCAUACGUUAUUAAACGUUUCUCUUUCGCGAUAUUCUUCGGAUCUGAAAAAAACAGUGAGUUACUUGUUGAAGAAAACAAAAUUUGGGCAUGUUUGAGUUCGGACGAUCGGAGGGCUUCCCUUCGCAAUAUUCCGCGCAUCAUACUCCAGUGACGAUAGACGUGACCGAGACCAUACUAAUCGCGAUUUUCGUGAUUAUUUCGGUCGCUUACAUUAGUAUUAUACCGGGCUACCGGAAGAGGCAAAGCAUCUACGUAACUAUAAAAAUCGGCUUCAGCAUCGUGAUUGGAUGCUUAUUAUUAAUAGAGAACUUUGGUCAGGAAUGGGAAUACGGUAGCACGAGAAGCAAAACACCUUAUCGAGCCGGCGUAGGCCAGGAGAUCGAGGCUCAAAUGGCAGUUAAGAUAGGACUGAGAUCGGUGAAUAUCACGCUGAAAGCUGAUCCGGAAGAAGGCACGCUACUCGCAAAAGAAACAAUCGAUUAUAACGAAAGAUUUCCAUGGACAUGGGACCAAGGCAGGAUCGGUUUUGGACCCUACGCCGGACUGCUGCAAAGGACCUUCCGCGAUGGACAAAGGAGGGGUUUGCCCAUUCCUAUUUUAUGGAUCGCCGAGUAUUUCGUUAUUGAUGGAGAAGGCAUUCGAUUCGGAAGAUUUUACAGAACUGCCGGGUGGUACUGUCACAUCUUACUGUGGACCGCCUUUGCCUGCUGGAUACUGGCUAACAUAUUCCUGCAGUCUGUGAGCCGGUACGUCGCCUAUUUAACCGGCUUGAUAGGCGGCUUGCAGUUGUUGACUUGCCUCGUGUGGAUCUGCGUACACAAUCCAAUUCCGCUUAUAAUUCCUUUCGAAGACGGUGUCAUUAAGAUGGCAUUAGGCCUGCAUUUCUGGAUGACUUUCGGAUGCGGUUUGUUUUGUGUUCUUUUGGCGAUCAUAAUGAUAUUUAUGGACUUGCGUUAUCCAAAUACGCUAUCUACGUUUUUACAAAUAGAUCCACUCGGGCAAUACGAUGAAUGCGUAAUUCGAAGUUGUCAAGUGGACAAUGUGUUGCGUAAGAAGGUACAUAUGGAUGACUCGAUGGAAAUGACUUCGACCUCUGCGCAAGGAAACACAGGAAUGAUGGUAUUGAAGAGGAGAUCGACUGCCUUCCGCGCGCCAGUUCCCAUGAAAAUGGAAAUCUACGACGACGUGGCCAUUUAUGAGAAUCAGGACAUAGCAGGACCAUCUAAAAGCGCGCCUAAAAUGGAAGUGAGCGAUGAGCAGAAAGAGAUCAAGCCGCCGCCUGUUCCGAGAAAGAAGAGGGUAAAGGUCGAUCCCUGAAUGCUAAUCGAUCGUCUAUUUCCGAUCUAUCAUCACGAAUAGAUCGUCAUUUUGAAAGAAGAAGCUGGAUGGUAUAUAAAUGCGUGUAUUUCUGUAUCUUGUAUCAAUACACGUAGCGACGAAGAAAGGUAGCUUUUUCGAAA
Formica exsecta is the source of this 1742-nucleotide messenger RNA. Its product is annotated as dual oxidase maturation factor 1-like. The record is from RefSeq and is a predicted model, not a curated record. Gene Ontology annotation, cellular component: endoplasmic reticulum membrane. Gene Ontology annotation, biological process: protein transport. Lineage: Eukaryota; Metazoa; Arthropoda; Insecta; Hymenoptera; Formicidae. The transcript has 10 exons. Bases 370 to 1599 code for a protein of 409 amino acids.